Coprinopsis cinerea okayama7#130 is the source of this 2709-nucleotide messenger RNA. Its product is annotated as endothelin-converting enzyme 1. Gene Ontology annotation, biological process: protein processing. The record is from RefSeq and is a predicted model, not a curated record. NCBI's taxonomy places the organism in Eukaryota, Fungi, Basidiomycota, Agaricomycetes, Agaricales, Psathyrellaceae. Gene Ontology annotation, cellular component: plasma membrane. The transcript has 15 exons. Gene Ontology annotation, molecular function: metalloendopeptidase activity. Bases 1 to 2709 code for a protein of 902 amino acids.
AUGACCGACUAUUCGAGGGAUCCCAGACCCUCCACAGACGAAGAGCACGCACCACUUCUACGAGGAGAGGAGAAUGGUGGACCCUCUCGACGACGUGAAUAUGAAGACCAGACACUGGUGGAACGCGUCAAUGCUGCAGUCCAAGAGCCGCUCACGCCUCUCACCAAGAUUCUUCUCAUCCUCUCCCUAGUGCUAUUGUUGUUGAGCUCGGUGUUUAUUGGGUUGUUUGCGGGAGCUCAACACAAGCUGAACACCGGACGAGGCAAGCCUGGCGAUCCUGGGCAUGAACCUAUUACGACAACGGAGACGAUGACUAGGACAUGGGUGACUACUACGACUGAACACCAUAAGGACCCCAUGACGACGACUGCCACUGUAACCACAACCGUAUCAGGCCCACCCGUACCAGGCCCAACCACACCACCCCACGAGAAACCUUGCAUGGAGCCUCGAUGCAUAGUAUUAGCCGCAUCGAUUCUAUCUUCUAUUGACGGUACGAAGGAUCCAUGUGACAGCUUCUAUGAUUAUGCCAAUACUGGCUGGCUCAAGGAGCAUCCCCUCCCUGGCGACAAGAGCAGCUUCUCAAACUUUGAAGACUUGGCACAGAAGAACCGGCAAUUAAUUCGGCAAAUCAUUGAAGCCAAACCUUCGUCUGUCGAAGACCCGCACGACCGAGAAUUGUUGACCAUGUUGCAUAACCACUACUCGUCGUGUUUGAACGAGGAUCGCCUCAAUAAAUUGGGGGAGAAACCCUUGCUUCAUGUCGUGAAGACCAUCAAGAAGCUUUACCGGGAAGAAGAUACAGACAUCAGGCCCAACCCCCCUUCAGACGAGGAUGACACCAAACCGGAAUUCAGGUUUAAUGGGCUGACAGCGGCCACUGCGUUCCUUCACUCUCGGGACAUUGCGGCUCUGUUCUCCUUUGAUAUUGAAGGGGAUGUUGCCGUUGACCCCAAUUACAUGGCCCUCUGGUUUAGCCAGCCGGACCUUGGGCUGCCUUCCAAAGAAUAUUAUAAUGAGGAGUCGAUCGUCAAGGUCUAUGGCGAAGUCAUUGAACAGUUGCUUUCGAGGGUUGACCAUAUUCUGGCCGACAGCGAUGAGGGUGAAGAAGAUAGUCCCGAAUUUUUUGCAUCUUUAUUAAUUAACAACGAUGCCUCCGAAAUCUGGCCUCCUUGGCCCUGGCCACCGUGGAACCCGGACGACGACCCCGAGGGAGAAGAUCCAAAGAAACCGCUCAACCGCUCUGAGCGCGUAAGAAGACUUGCGAAAGGGGUUGUCGAGUUUGAAUCCAAGCUGGCCAAUGCCAGUCUCGACCUUGAUAUCCUCUAUCAAGAUCCCAUUGCAACCUAUAAUCCUGUCCCACUUUCCAACCUCACCAAGACGCUCCACCAAUUCGAUUUCCCGACCUACUUCUCGACUUUCACGCCCAGAGCUUAUCCAGACAGGGUUAUUUUGACCUAUCCAAGCUACGCAAAGAGUCUUGCGGAUGUCUUGAAUUCGACUUCGUCUGAUGUGGUCGAGGCUUACUUGGUCUCCCGUGCCAUGCUGACGCUGUCUCCCUAUCUUGGUCCUGACACAGUGGCAUGGCAAGCCCAACGAGUCCUUUACGAAACCUUGACUGGUAUCCAGAAGGGCGUCGUUGGAGAUCGCGCAGAAUACUGCGUCGGCCGAGUGGAGGAGACCCUUGGCUUUGCAUCUGGGCGUUACUUUGUGCAGAAGACCUUCAGCGGGGACUCCAAGUCCAAGGCUACCAAGGUCAUUAAAGACAUUGUCCAGGCAUUCAAGCAUUCCCUCGAAGACCUUGAUUGGAUGGAUGACAAGUCCGCCAAAGCUGCUGCAGAGAAGGCGGAUGCUAUCCGUAUUAAUGUUGGCUAUCCGGUCUCCCCAGAUACGAUGAAUCCUCGUUCGCUCGCCAGGUAUUAUGGGACAGUCAAGAUAAGCAAGGACACGUUCUUUGAGAAUAUGAUGAGCGCUUCGUCAAGCGAGGUCUUCAAGAAGUGGUUGCAACUCGGAAAACAGAGGAAUCGUGAGAAGUGGGAGAUGUUCCCUUCGACGGUCAAUGCGUACUUCAAUCCACCCGCCAACGAGAUGAACUUCCCCGCUGGUAUCCUUCAACCACCUUUCUAUUCGCAAGAUUGGCCGGGCUACUUGUCUUACGGUGCUUUCGGUCAUGUUGCGGCCCAUGAAUUGACACACGCCUUCGAUUCCGCUGGCCGAAUGUACAACCAAGACGGGAAGUUGGAGCAAUGGUGGACGGAUAAGACAAGCAAGGGGUUCAACAAGAAACAGAAGUGUAUUGUUGACCAGUUUUCUAAAUACAAGAUUGAUGAUGGCGAGGGCGGGCACAUCCAUGUCAAUGGAAACUUGACGUCGGGAGAGAACAUUGGCGACACCGGUCUGAUACAAGCAUACCGUGCGUGGAAAGCUCAGUACGAGGAUGGCCUCGACAAUGGAACGGAGUACGCUCUUCCUGGUUUGUCGCACUUUACGAGGGAGCAGCUCUUCUUCCUCUCUUUUGCACGGAUUUGGGCCCGUAAUAUGAGGACCCGAGCGGCGGUUCAAAGGAUACGUACCGAUCCACACUCGCCCGCCAGGUUCCGGGUUGAUGGCACCUUGUCUAACAUUCCAGAGUUUGCCAAGGCCUUCAAUUGCCCGAAGGGAUCCAAGUUGAACCCUCCACCUGAGAAGCGCUGUAUCUUCUGGGGCUAG